Molecule: messenger RNA, 630 nt
Organism: Procambarus clarkii (red swamp crayfish)
Lineage: Eukaryota; Metazoa; Arthropoda; Malacostraca; Decapoda; Cambaridae
Product: keratin-associated protein 19-3-like
Source: RefSeq, a predicted model, not a curated record
UUAGGUCCAGUUUGCAUGCAGUAUUCGACAGCCAUGCGUGUGUUGACCUUGUUGCUGCUGGUGGUGGCGGCCGUGGCCCUCGCCUCCCCGGGCCACAAGGGUCGUGGCCGCGGCGGGUAUAGCCGCCCUCACUACGUCUAUGUUCCCGUACACGUCCCUGUCCACCACCACCAAACCGUUCACUACGUUGGUGGUUACGGAGGCGGACACGGAGGUGGUUAUGGAGGCGGACACGGAGGUGGUUAUGGAGGCGGACACGGAGGUGGUUAUGGAGGCGGACACGGAGGCUAUGGAGGCGGAUACGGAGGGGGUUAUGGAGGAGGAUACGGAGGGUACGGGAAAUAGCAGAGACGCAGUAACUUCAGGUUUAUAUGGUGUGUAUUGUAUAUGGUCUGUAUACUGUGUAUUGUCUGUAUACCGUGUAUGGGCUGCAUAUUGUAUAUGGUCUGUAUACCGCGAAUGGUCUGUAUACCGUGUAUGGUCUAUAUAUAGUGAAUGGUCUGCAUAUUGUGUAUGUCUCAUAUACUGUGUACGGUCUGUAUACCGUGCAUGGCCUGUAUAUUGUAUAUGUCAUCACCUUCAUGUCACUCAUUAUUGUAACGAAACUUUAAAUAAAAACUAUUAACUGGA